Molecule: messenger RNA, 1353 nt
Organism: Botrytis fragariae
Lineage: Eukaryota; Fungi; Ascomycota; Leotiomycetes; Helotiales; Sclerotiniaceae
Product: putative tubulin alpha chain protein
Exons: 7
Coding region: 1-1353 (450 amino acids)
Biological process (GO): microtubule cytoskeleton organization; nuclear division; nuclear migration by microtubule mediated pushing forces
Cellular component (GO): nucleus; microtubule; cytoplasm
Molecular function (GO): structural constituent of cytoskeleton; GTP binding
Source: RefSeq, a predicted model, not a curated record
AUGCGUGAAGUUAUUAGUGUCAACGUCGGUCAAGCCGGUUGUCAAAUCGCAAACUCUUGCUGGGAGCUCUACUGUCUCGAGCAUGGUAUUCAGCCCGAUGGAUACUUGACCGAGGAACGUAAAGCCGCCGACCCCGACCAAGGCUUCAGCACCUUCUUCUCCGAAACCGGUCAAGGAAAAUACGUCCCACGUGCGAUCUACUGUGAUCUCGAGCCAAAUGUCGUCGAUGAGGUCCGUACCGGUACAUACCGCAACUUGUUCCAUCCGGAACAAAUGAUCACAGGAAAGGAGGAUGCCUCAAACAACUACGCCCGUGGACAUUACACUGUUGGCAAGGAGUUGAUUGAUCAAGUUUUGGACAAGGUUCGCCGGGUUGCCGAUAACUGCUCUGGUCUCCAGGGUUUCCUCGUUUUCCAUUCCUUCGGUGGUGGAACCGGAUCUGGUUUCGGUGCUCUUCUCAUGGAGCGUUUGUCAGUCGAUUUUGGAAAGAAAGUAAAGUUGGAGUUCUGUGUCUAUCCAGCACCACAAACCGCUACCUCCGUCGUCGAACCAUAUAACUCCAUCUUGACCACCCACACUACCCUUGAGCACUCCGAUUGUUCUUUCAUGGUUGACAACGAGGCUAUCUACGACAUUUGCCGAAAGAACCUUGGUCUCGAGAGACCUGAUUACGUCAACUUGAACCGCUUGAUCGCCCAAGUUGUUUCUUCGAUCACCGCCUCCCUCCGCUUCGACGGUUCCCUCAAUGUUGAUCUUAACGAGUUCCAGACCAACUUGGUUCCAUACCCACGUAUCCAUUUCCCUCUCGUUGCCUACUCCCCAGUCGUUUCCGCUGCCAAGGCAUCCCACGAGGCCAACUCCGUUCAAGAAAUCUCCAUGUCCUGCUUCGAGCCAAACAACCAGAUGGUCAAGUGUGACCCACGUAACGGAAAGUACAUGGCUACUUGCUUGUUGUACCGUGGUGAUGUUGUACCAAAUGAUGUUCACGCUGCUGUGGCCACCCUUAAGACUAAGCGUACCAUUCAAUUCGUUGAUUGGUGCCCAACUGGUUUCAAGAUCGGUAUCUGCUUCCAGCCACCUCAAAUGGUUCCUAACGGUGAUUUGGCUAAGGUCAACCGUGCUGUGUGCAUGCUUUCAAACACAACUGCUAUCGCUGAGGCAUGGUCCGCCCUUUCCCACAAAUUCGAUCUCAUGUACUCCAAGCGUGCUUUCGUGCAUUGGUAUGUCGGUGAGGGUAUGGAGGAAGGUGAAUUCUCUGAGGCCCGUGAGGAUCUUGCAGCUUUGGAGCGUGAUUAUGAAGAAGUCGCGACCGAUUCUCUUGAGGGUGAUGAGGGUGCCGAUGCUGAGUACUAA